UAGCACUUUUUUUUAUCAUUUCUUAAAUAAAAUUGUUGUGGUCCCUUCUGUUUAAAUGCAUCCGGUGCCAUUUAAAUUCCAAGCCGACACUGAGUACAUAUACACAAUACAUAUAUUCUAUACGUACAUACACAAUUGUAUCGGACAAGGUUAUAUCCCCCACCCCUUCCGGUCACUCAUGUACCGUAAGGAACACUACCUGUGAUGUUCGGUACUAAGUGUGGAUUUUAUACAGGCAUAAUAUACUACUACCACCCUGCAUGCUCUAUACAAAUCAGUCGGUCAUCUUAGCUCAACGGUGCAUAACGUCCCUGUCCGGUUUCUUAACGGUUUAAUUUUUAAGCUCUGUGCGAAUUAAAUUUCCAAAAAUGUUUAAUUGUGUAAAAUGUGGGAAAGUGUAUGUUCUUAUAGACGAUCUGCUCAAGCACACUAACACCCAUGACGUAUCCCCUACUACAUGUGGUAUAUGCUUCAAAAUGUUUACACGUCGAGACAAUCUAUCCCGACAUAUUCAAAAUGCUCACAAUUCCGCUAGUCAUACUCGUCGAUGCCACGACUCCACGCAAAUGGGUUCCCCACUCCUACCAAUAGGUAAAUCAAUUUUUACUCUUACAAUAUUAUAAUAAUAACAACAUUUUAAUAUUAUUUAUCCGUGUUAGGCCGCCCUACGGUUAUACACCGGACACCCCCCGCUCCAAAACCAGACGUCCAACAACUAGCUAUACAGCCGUUGACGGUCGCCGCAACACAUCAAGUGCACACAACCCCCGCGUCCCAUGCUUCAACCCUCGUCCACUCGCCAGAUAUCGCAACCACCUCCACUGAAACAGUUUAUGGAGUGGCGCCGUCUCUGAUGCCACAGCCUUAUUCCGAGAAUUCGGUUGAAAAUAAUAAAAAACGAAAGGACCGUAUACAAUCGGUGAAUACCCGUGGCUUUAUCGAAAUCGAUUCAUCGCUUCAACGCACGACCGUAUGGUAUUUUAGAAAAAAUGUUGACAAUAUCACCAACUAUCGCACUUUUCUACACUCGAUAGAGUCGGAGUUGAUUGAAAAAUUACGCCAAUGCGUGGGUGUUCACCCAAUUAAAUAUGAUCUCAAAUUGGAGGUCACCUAUGUCAUACCUGCAGAAGUGGACAAUACCACCGAAAACCACGCGUUUAACUCUCCAGCUAGACAAUUAUUUGUGUACAGUAACGUCGUGGGUUUGGUCGAUUGCGAUUUGACUCUUCUUCUCACCAAAGCAAAAACUUUCGCUGACGAAGAUCGCAGGUUCACCUUUAUAUCGUAUAUUGGUGGACUGACCUUAGGCGUGCACCAGUACAACCCACCGAUAGAGAGGUGGUCAUACUUAACGUUGCCGAAAAAUAUUAUAAAUCGAAGGGCUGUCAUUAACCCACAAAACAUUGAUCAGCUGUGCUUCCAGUGGGCUAUCCUGGCGAAACACGUAUCAAAAUACCGUUGUCGAGUAAACACGAAUUAUUUUAACGAAGCGCACCGUUAUGAUUUUUCCGUGUUAUCCGUCCCCACGACUAUAUCGGAGAUAACAUUGUUCGAGCGAGCGAAUCCAGGUACGUCCGUAAACGUAUAUGGUCUGAAAUAUAAUGGAAAAAUUUCGACACAAUAUAUGGUGUACCCUCUGCGAGUGGCCGACGAAGAGAUGCCAAAUCAUUUUGACUUGUUGUUGAUCACUGGCUCAGAAAACAAAUAUCAUUAUACAUACAUUACAAAUUUCUCGCGGCUCGUUAGUUCACAAAUAAAUAAAGGUCAUCGUCGUUUAGUUUUUUGCAAAAAGUGUUUCAAAACUUUUGACUUCCAGCCUAGGAAGUAUAAAUUGUAUGGUGACAAAGCACUAGCGCAGCAUCGUUUGGUAGGUAACUGUGUUUUCAAUCCAAAUACUGCAUUAAUGCCAUUUUCACGUCAUUCAUGAGUCGUGACCUUUUACGUGUUGCAGUUGUCUGCAUUUAAGACUUUUUACUUUGAAAUUGUUAUCUAAAUGAUUAUAUACUUAUUAAAACAUAUAUAAUGGAAAAUCUAGUCUUGUAAUUGUCUGAGAUUUCGAUAAUACUUCUACAUUUUCAUAAAAUAGUAAUAAUUAUUAAGCAU
Molecule: messenger RNA, 2103 nt
Organism: Acyrthosiphon pisum (pea aphid)
Lineage: Eukaryota; Metazoa; Arthropoda; Insecta; Hemiptera; Aphididae
Exons: 2
Coding region: 854-1927 (357 amino acids)
Source: RefSeq, a predicted model, not a curated record